Messenger RNA from Cercopithifilaria johnstoni, 1047 nucleotides. The record is from the annotation of a GenBank genome assembly. Lineage: Eukaryota; Metazoa; Nematoda; Chromadorea; Rhabditida; Onchocercidae.
AUGGAAAUACGAGAUUCAUUAGUAGAAGAAGCGGACAAGGAACAGAUAGUGUCGCUGAAUAUACCAAUCCAAGGAGCGAAUGCUGAACAAAAAAUACAGAACCCUGUACCUCCAAAAAAAAUAUGGAUGAAAAGACAUGUAAUGGAUCAGACGAAUGAAAAGGUGCAUGAUUAUUCGGAAUGCAGCAAAAUUUUCUCUCAAUCAUCCGAUCCUAAAAGACAUUUGAUAAAUCGAACCGGUAAAAAGCCUUAUAAUUGUUCAAAAUGUGGAAAACGCUUCUCUGAUUUAUCAAAUUUGAGAAAACAUAUGAGGAUUGAUACCGGGGAAAAGCCGUACAAUUGCACAGAAUGUGGAAAGCGCUUCUCUGAUCAAUCGGCUUCCAGAGAACAUGUGAGAAUUCAUACCGGUGAAAAGCCGUACAAUUGUUCAGAAUGUGGAAAACGUUUCUCUAAUUCAUGGGCUUCUAGAAGACAUAUGAGAAUUCAUACCGGUGAAAAGCCGUACAAUUGUUCAGAAUGUGGGAAACGUUUUUCUGAUCCAUCGUCUUUUAGAGAACAUGUGAGAAUUCAUACCGGUGAAAAGCCGUACAAUUGUUCACGAUGUGGAAAACUUUUCUCUGAUUCAUCAAAUUUGAAAAAACAUAUGAGGAUUCACAGCGGUGAAAAGCCGUACAAUUGUUCAGAAUGUGGAAAAGGUUUCUCUGAUUCAUCGUCUUUUAAAAGACAUAUGAGGAUUCAUACCGGUGAAAGACCUUACAAUUGUUCAAAAUGUGGAAAACGUUUUUCUGAUCCAUCGACUUUUAGGAAACAUAUGAGGAUUCAUGCCGAUAAAAAGCCAUGCAGUUGUUCGGAAUGUGGGAAUCGUUUCUCUGAUCCAUUGACAUUUAACAGUCAUAUGAGGAUUCAUUCCGGCGAAAAACCGUACAGCUCUUCCGUAUGCGAGAAAAGAUUUUCUCGUAGAGGUCAUUUUAAUAGUCACAUGAAAACCCAUCGGAAUGGGAGCUCCUCUUCCAGUCGGACUGCAUGCAACCAAAGCAAUUCGUUAUGA